AUGGUUAAAGACGACUACGAUCCCCUUGCGAUCGUGAUGGCUCCGCCAGCCAAGGAGACCCCAGAGGAACGGGCUUUGCGAGAGCAGAAGGAAGUAGAAGCCAAACAAGUAAGCGACAAGAUUGAUGAAGCCAUCAGGCUGGAGCGAGUAGCGCUGAGGAAGCAAAAAAAUAUUUUGCGUGUUCUGUUAUUGGGGCAGGCUGAAAGCGGCAAAUCCACUACAUUGAAAAAUUUCUGCCUAAAGUACGCCUACCAGCAAUGGAUUCAAGAACGCACCUCUUGGCGUGCCGUCAUUCAGCUGAAUUUGAUUCGCUCGUUCAUCACCAUCCUCGAUACAAUCCAAGCAGAAAUUAACCACGAGCCGGUGAUAGACCCAGGGGGAUCUGACGACGACGACGACGAAGAGACAGACGCAGUCAUAGAACCGCCAGUUGCUGCGGUUUCUGCGGCGCCAAAGGUGACCCCCACCAUUCUCAACGAAGCCCAUCAAAUUUUGGCACUGCGUCUUGCGCCCAUUCGACAGUUGGAAGGGACUUUGAAACGACGGUUGGGGAUCAUGGCAGACGAAGUUCAUAACGCCCCUCCGGAAGAGAUGCGUGCUACGCCUUUUGACCCACCCACCGUUCCUACAACUGCGCAGCGUCGGAGAGAGUUGAUGGUGAGGUGUUGGAGCGAUGCCCUCAAGUCUAAUCUCUCUGGCGGACGUCGAGAGUCGGAUAAGUCGCGUGACGGCACCGACAAAGUGACGGACGUACUAGCUAGUUGUCGGCAAGACUUGCUCGCUAUGUGGAGGGACGCCAACGUCAGGAAAGUGCUAAAGAAGAGGCAUAUCACAUUAGAGGAGUCUACUGGAUUCUUCUUGGAUGACUUGGAGCGCAUCGCCACGAAUGACUACGAGCCCACGGAUGACGACGUUGUCCGUGCCCGGCUUCGGACGCUUGGAGUACAGGAACAUAGGAUCCUCUUUGAGCAGGGUGCGAUCCCUACCUUCUCUAUCGGACACGAAUUCGGGAAGGAAUGGAUGAUAUACGACGUUGGUGGUUCACGGACAAUGCGACAUGCAUGGCUUCCCUAUUUCGAUAACGUCAACGCGGUCAUUUUCCUUGCACCCGUAUCCUGUUUUGACGAGCGGCUUGAUGAAGACCCCUCCAUUAAUCGAUUAGAGGAUUCGUUUAUUUUGUGGAAGGCUGUCGUCUCUACUCCUCUCCUUCAGAAAGCCACUAUGAUCGUCUUUCUGAAUAAAUGUGAUUUGCUGAAGAAGAAGAUAAAGAGGGGUGUACAGGUGAACAAGCACAUGCCGAGUUAUGGGGAGAGACCGAACGAGGCAUCGAGUGUGGUUAAAUAUCUACGUGACAAGUUCAAGGACAUGUUAAAGCAGUUCUCUCCAGAACCGAGGAUAGGCUAUCUGUAUCCCACAUCUGUCACCGAUACCAAAGCGACCUCAGCUACGCUAAAAAGUGUACGCGAUGGUAUCCUCCGUGAACAUCUUAAGAACGCGAACUUCGUAUAA
Molecule: messenger RNA, 1509 nt
Organism: Pleurotus ostreatus (oyster mushroom)
Lineage: Eukaryota; Fungi; Basidiomycota; Agaricomycetes; Agaricales; Pleurotaceae
Exons: 9
Coding region: 1-1509 (502 amino acids)
Biological process (GO): adenylate cyclase-modulating G protein-coupled receptor signaling pathway
Cellular component (GO): heterotrimeric G-protein complex
Molecular function (GO): guanyl nucleotide binding; G-protein beta/gamma-subunit complex binding; GTPase activity
Source: RefSeq, a predicted model, not a curated record